This is a messenger RNA of Protopterus annectens (West African lungfish), 2854 nucleotides long. RefSeq names its product pleckstrin homology domain containing A3 (gene PLEKHA3). The coding region runs from base 1 to 999 and encodes 332 amino acids. The transcript is spliced from 8 exons. Gene Ontology annotation, cellular component: trans-Golgi network; recycling endosome; early endosome. NCBI's taxonomy places the organism in Eukaryota, Metazoa, Chordata, Ceratodontiformes, Protopteridae. Gene Ontology annotation, biological process: endosome organization; receptor recycling; retrograde transport, endosome to Golgi. The record is from RefSeq and is a predicted model, not a curated record.
AUGGAUAAGCAGUUCUACUUUGAACAGAUGUAUUCCAUGUUGAAUGAUGUCCAGACUUAUAAGAACAUCACUGGACAUUUAGUUAAAGCUGUUGUUGAUAAAUUUGUCAGAAGUGAACAGCAUACAGUAAGUUUGUAUUUACAUUUUUUUUGUCUUGCAGGUUGGCAGCCACGUUGGUUUGUUCUAGAUAAUGGAAUACUUUCUUACUAUGACUCCCAAGAUGAUGUUUGCAAAGGCAGCAAAGGAAGUAUAAAAAUGGCAGUGUGUGAAAUUAAAGUUCAUCCAGCAGAUAAUACUAGAAUGGAGCUAAUAAUUCCUGGAGAACAGCAUUUCUAUGUGAAAGCAGUUAAUGCGGCUGAAAGACAGCGAUGGCUUGUUGCUCUUGGCAGUUCCAAAGCCUGUCUAACUGACACUAGAACAAAAAAAGAAAAAGAAAUCAGUGAAACAAAUGAGUCUCUCAAAACCAAGAUGUCUGAACUACGACUAUACUGUGAUUUGUUAAUGCAGCAAGUUCACACAAUACAAGAAUCUGUAAGUCAAGAGGAGGACCACUCUCCGCCAAGUUCUGAGAACAUGAAUGAAGCAUCCUCUCUGCUCAGUGCCACUUGUAACACAUUCAUCACAACACUUGAAGAAUGUAUGAAAAUUGCAAAUGCAAAAUUUAAGCCAGAAAUGCUCCAGUUGUCUCAUCCUGACCCUCUUGUAUGCCCAGUAUCGCCGUCGCCUGUUCAAAUGGUUCGGAUGAAGCGUUCAGUAAGUCAUCCAGGGAGCUACUGUUCAGAAAGAAUUAGUCACUCAGCCAAAGAACCUUCACUCCAGCGUGUUUCACAUAGACGGGCAAGGACAUACUCUGACACAGAAUCUCACAGUGACAGUCCUGUUGAAGAUACAGAAAGACCUGCUUAUAACUUGAGGAACAGUAUCAAUGGAGAAAUUGCUCCACCCACCAUUCCUGAAGAAAGUCAUUCUGUAACAGUGAACAGAUCAGACUCAGGAUGAGCAUGUCUCGUUCUUUCCUCUUGAGGCAGCUUUCAACAAACAACUCAGUACUGCUAUGCAAUUGCUGCUGUUAAUUUAUUAGAAUGGGAACAUGUUUAUUUCCCAAUAGAAGGGUUUCUGCACUUUAUAGAUUGAAGUAAAGCCUAAACUUAAUAGUAAAUGUAUUUUAUCUCAUUUAUACUCUAUUAUUUGCAAAUGUAUUUUCCUAAUCCUUCAUAGUUUGACUAUGUGAAUAUAGUGUUCUGAACAAACAGCAGAUGAAGUGUCAACAUUUCUACAUGUAUUUCCCAUUUAAAGAAGUGAAGGGGCUGAAGUUUAUUAGCUUUCUGAUGUCCGUGAAACUGCCAUGAAGCAGAAUUUUAGUGAUGAUUAAAGAAUGGAUAGUUAGUGCCAAGGACCAAAUAUGUAUUUGUAUAAACUGACUUGAGAGUAUCAUAGCACCUUGAUAAAAGACUAUUCUUUUCUUUUAAAAAGGAAAGACUAUUCUUUGUGUACAUGAUAAUGGUUUCUAUAUGCCUUUUUUAUGGAAAAGCAUUUUUAUUUGCAUUAAUUUGAUUUGAUGUAUGAUAUUGUCCCAGGUAAAAAUCUUAGUUGUACACAUGUAAAAUCCGCAGAUAAUUGGUACAAAAUGUGCCAGGUACAUGUUGAACGAUAAAUUGUGCUUUUAAGUGUCAGCUGCAAAAGUUUACUGAAAUAUGUAAUGGAGAAGUAUGUUGCACCUAUACUGUGCCUGUUAUUUCUUGACAUACCAUUGAAUGUUUGAUCCAGUGGAUUAGAAACAAUUCUGAAUCAACAUAUUUCUAGAUAUUGUCUGUAAAGUAGUUUAAACAAAGGGUUCCAAACAAGUGACAUUUGAUAGUUAUAAAUCAAAUUGUCAGGAAAUGAAUCCAACCUGCUGUCACAAAUCAGUAACUGCAUUAGUAUUUCUCAUAAAGUGUCAUUAUAUUGAGGGCAUGCUACAUGGGUUCAAGAGAUACCAAAAUACUAUGUAUGUAUCAGACAGCCAAAGGUAACCCAAAGGUAACAGUCACCAUAAAGUCUCCCACUGAAGAAUGAGACAUAUUUAGUGUAGUUUGCACAGUAUGGCUUUAGUCAGGCAGACAUUCUGGAUGAUAAUGUACAGCUAAAUAUUUGAUGGAACAACAUUCGGCCAAGCUCAGAGAUGCCAAGACUCCCAAAGUGGACUAAUAAGGCUCCAAAACGGCCUGGGAUCCAGAAAAAUGUGUAUACACUGAUGGUUAAUAUAUUAUUACUUAACAGAUUAGUAUCACAUAUGUAUGGGCAUAUAUAUAUAUAUAUAUAUAUAUAUAUAUAUAUAUAUAUAUAUAUAUAUAUAUAUGUGUGUGUGUGUGUGUGUGUGUGUGUGUGUGUGUGUGUGUGUGUGUGUGUAGACAGUAACAAAACAGAGCAAAUGUUAGAUCUGUUAGGGAGGAUAGCAGCAUUAAGACCUUGGUGUACAAAUCUGCAUUUCUAGUCACAAUCUGUUGUGCAAUUUACAUAGCGUACUCUGUAGUGGGUUGUAGCAUUCAAAUUCUUAUGUGACUUGCUUUUUUAAGUUAAGUGUUGUGCACUUUUUUAUUGAUUUUGAAACAAAAAGCAGGGUUUAUGCUGUCAUUUAUUUAGUGUUUUUAAUGCCAUUUUUAGCUGCCAUUAAUACUGUCCCUGUUAUUGCUCAUUCAUAUUAGACUGUACCUUUUUUGUUCAUAAAAUCAAACUGGAAAAAUGUGAAAUAUGUGAAAACUCUGCUAGCUCUUGAAUCAGCCACUGCUGCUCUGUUGUGAGGAGCAGGGUUUCUUUGGGUUUUGUAAGAAAAGAUGGAAAUAAAAUAUGUUUAAUAAAGUCUACAGCACCACUA